UAAAUCAAGAGUGCUCAGAAAUCUGUUUAAAUAACUGAAUUUGCUAACAAGGCUUGCAGUUGAGUUCAGUUUUCUGCCAGAUUUCAGCAUAGCAAAUUGGAGCCAAUCAAUAGUAGACGCCUCCCCGCUGAUCCUACAAAAUGGAAAUGGCUAAGGCAACGCCAGCUGAUUCAAGCAAAAGAGGCGAUUUGGUUUUUGCUCAGAAACGUGGCUAUAUGCCUUGGCCGGCCAAGCUGAUAGACAACUCGGACAGAUUGUGUGGUCUGGUGCAGUUUGUGAAUACCAACGAUCGCCAUCUGAUACCCUAUGCCAAAAUAUGGACAUGUAACCAGCGAUCUAAGCAAGAGUUUAUCACCCUUCAGGCACUGCAAUGUGAGGAAUUUUAUGAGGCUAUUCUAGCGACGGAGCUUAUUGAUUCACAGCCACCGAAAGGCAAGCAGCAGCAAGAGUUGCUGCUGUUAGAUACGUUGCUGCUGUACCGGAACACGUUGCAUGUGGAGCCGCAGUUCAUCGAACAGGUUAACAAAUUGCGCAGGUGCCUCACUCGCCACAGGCAGGAUUAUGCAGCGGCGCAGCUGGCCUUUCAGAAGCUGCUGGAGCUGAAACCAUUUAGUCGACUGCUGCUCGUUCGGAAUCGGGAAGCGGUCGAAUCUAUACGCAAAUUGGUCGGCUUUGUCAACCAUACACGUCCAAAUCCAAACGAACCGCAGAUGGUCCGUUAUUUGGCUAAGCGCCUAAUUAGACGCUUUGCCGGCGUCUUUUCGAUAUCGACGAACAUUUCAAAUUUUUGGUCAUCAUAUUAUAUGCAAGCUGACAUUUACAGACGCCAUGCAAGGCUGUCAGAGUGUGACGCAAACCCAAAUAAAUCCACGUAAUAUAAACAAAUAAAUGC
This is a messenger RNA of Drosophila grimshawi, 892 nucleotides long. RefSeq lists its product as uncharacterized. Bases 141 to 875 code for a protein of 244 amino acids. The transcript is spliced from 2 exons. The record is from RefSeq and is a predicted model, not a curated record. Lineage: Eukaryota; Metazoa; Arthropoda; Insecta; Diptera; Drosophilidae.